Tigriopus californicus is the source of this 1343-nucleotide messenger RNA. RefSeq names its product E3 ubiquitin-protein ligase rnf168-like. Bases 194 to 1264 code for a protein of 356 amino acids. Gene Ontology annotation, molecular function: nucleosome binding; ubiquitin-protein transferase activity. Gene Ontology annotation, biological process: double-strand break repair. Gene Ontology annotation, cellular component: site of double-strand break; nucleus. The transcript is spliced from 2 exons. NCBI's taxonomy places the organism in Eukaryota, Metazoa, Arthropoda, Copepoda, Harpacticoida, Harpacticidae. The record is from RefSeq and is a predicted model, not a curated record.
GGGCCUGGGGGCGCCUAGGCAGCGGCGCAAGCUUGCGCCAGCUCAGUAGCCAGGACCCAAAUUGCACAAAUGUUGGGAUGGAGAAUAAGUCAUUGAGCGACAUAUUGAUCUCUAAAUUUGACCUUUAUCUUUUGUUCUUGGCAAGCCUGCUUUGGAGUUAGCGCCUUAGUUUUAGUGACUGCUUUGCUGGCGGAUGGGGCUUAGCCCAUGGUUAGCCUCGCUCGCUGGAGAUCAAAACAAUCAAGGUCCUGAAAUUUCAAUAAGCCAAUCAUCCUCGAAUCACGAAUUGUGCGCCAGCAUGGCUGGCAAAUCAUUCGGAUUGAACAAGUCCUUGGAUGUGUCGGAUGUGUUGUGUCACAUUUGUUUGAGCAUUCUCAUCGAACCCGUGACCAUGCCCUGCCAACAUCGCAUGUGCAAGGUGUGCUUCCACAGGAAUCUCGAAGUCAACAGCCUGUUGUGUCCCAUGUGUAAGAAGCGCAUUGGGACUUGGGCUCGCCGCCGAAAGGAUCAUGAGCUCGUGGAUCAGGAAUUGUGGCGCCAGAUCCAAGACCAAUUUCCCCAACGGGUCGAGACCAAAUUGGCCGGGAUCGAAGAGGAUGCCGAAGAUUUGGAAGACCUAUUUCCCUGUGUGCCCACUCACCAGUACACGGAUCAAGGGGAUAUCAAGGCUGAGUUUGAAGCUGAAUUGCAAAAAGCCCGCCACGUCCAAGAUCAUGCCAGAGUUCAAGCCGAAGCCUUGAGCUUGGAGCUCAUCCAACAACUUCAAAAACAAGACCAAGCCGAGCAGGCAUCUCAGUCAUCAUCAUGUGCAGGUACGCCCAAACCGCCCACCAAACGGAAAUCUAGUUCCGAUCAAAGAACCCUGGAUAGUUUUUUAGCUCAGGGGGAGCGAAGGACUCGGAUUGCGUCCGAUGUGAGUGAAGCUGGCACUUCACAAUUCGACAAUAUCUUGCCUUCUUGGCUCGGGGACGAGGCCAUUACUGAGGAUGUGUUGCGAGAGCAACAGGAGGCCUUGGCUCAAUUGGCCAGAUUGCGAGACGAUGAGGCCAUGGCUCGGGUGCUCAACGAGCAAGAGAAGCAAAGGAUGUCGCCUUCGCCGCGGUCUUUGCGAUCGACGGUGCUCACACCCAAUCGCAGAGGGGCCCAAUCGAAAAUCGGUGCCAAGAAAUCAGCCACUCCCUCGAGUAAAUCCAGGGCCAGUGCCACCAAGAAGUUGAAGCAAUUGUCACUUUUAGAAUCAUUUCAUGCUAGUGCAGACUCCUAAACGAAAUAUUUAAAGGUUAAUUUUGAUUGUCUGUGAUAAUUGGCCUCAAGUAUUUGUGAACAACAUAUCUAUCACUGCC